This is a messenger RNA of Dama dama (fallow deer), 3036 nucleotides long. It is a transcript of the gene GRM7, whose product is annotated as glutamate metabotropic receptor 7. The transcript is spliced from 11 exons. Gene Ontology annotation, biological process: G protein-coupled glutamate receptor signaling pathway; regulation of synaptic transmission, glutamatergic. Bases 16 to 2541 code for a protein of 841 amino acids. The record is from RefSeq and is a predicted model, not a curated record. Gene Ontology annotation, molecular function: group III metabotropic glutamate receptor activity. NCBI's taxonomy places the organism in Eukaryota, Metazoa, Chordata, Mammalia, Artiodactyla, Cervidae. Gene Ontology annotation, cellular component: membrane.
CACAGGCUGGAAGCGAUGCUCUACGCCCUGGACCAGAUCAACAGCGAUCCCAACCUGCUGCCCAACGUGACGCUGGGCGCGCGGAUCCUGGACACUUGUUCCAGGGACACUUACGCGCUCGAACAGUCGCUCACUUUCGUCCAGGCGCUCAUCCAGAAGGACACCUCCGACGUGCGCUGCACCAACGGCGAGCCUCCAGUUUUCGUCAAGCCGGAGAAAGUAGUUGGAGUGAUUGGGGCUUCGGGGAGUUCGGUCUCCAUCAUGGUAGCCAACAUCCUGAGGCUUUUCCAGAUCCCCCAGAUUAGUUAUGCAUCAACGGCACCCGAGUUAAGUGAUGACCGGCGCUAUGACUUCUUCUCGCGUGUGGUCCCUCCCGAUUCCUUUCAAGCCCAGGCCAUGGUAGACAUUGUAAAGGCCCUGGGUUGGAAUUACGUGUCUACUCUCGCAUCGGAAGGAAGUUACGGAGAGAAAGGUGUGGAAUCCUUCACCCAGAUAUCCAAAGAGGCAGGUGGGCUCUGCAUUGCCCAGUCUGUGAGAAUCCCCCAGGAACGCAAAGACAGGACCAUUGACUUUGACAAAAUUAUCAAGCAGCUCCUGGACACCCCCAAUUCCAGGGCCGUCGUCCUUUUUGCCAACGAUGAGGAUAUCAAGCAGAUCCUUGCAGCAGCCAAAAGAGCUGAUCAAGUAGGCCACUUUCUCUGGGUGGGAUCAGACAGCUGGGGAUCCAAAAUCAACCCACUGCACCAGCAUGAAGAUAUUGCAGAAGGAGCCAUCACCAUUCAGCCCAAACGAGCAACUGUGGAAGGGUUUGAUGCCUAUUUUACAUCCCGCACACUUGAAAACAACCGAAGAAACGUAUGGUUUGCUGAAUACUGGGAGGAAAACUUCAACUGCAAGUUGACGAUUAGUGGGUCAAAGAAAGAAGACACAGAUCGCAAAUGCACAGGACAGGAGAGAAUUGGGAAAGACUCCAACUAUGAGCAGGAGGGUAAAGUUCAGUUUGUGAUUGACGCAGUGUAUGCAAUGGCUCAUGCCCUUCACCACAUGAACAAGGAUCUCUGUGCUGACUACCGGGGUGUCUGUCCAGAGAUGGAGCAAGCUGGGGGCAAGAAGUUGUUGAAGUAUAUCCGCAAUGUGAAUUUCAAUGGUAGCGCGGGCACCCCAGUCAUGUUUAACAAGAACGGGGAUGCUCCUGGGCGUUACGACAUCUUCCAGUAUCAGACCACAAACACCACCAACCCCGGCUACCGACUGAUCGGACAGUGGACAGAUGAACUGCAGCUCAAUAUAGAGGACAUGCAGUGGGGUAAAGGAGUCCGGGAGAUCCCUGCCUCUGUGUGCACCAUGCCCUGCAAGCCUGGGCAAAGAAAGAAGACACAGAAGGGGACCCCUUGCUGCUGGACCUGUGAGCCCUGUGACGGCUACCAGUACCAGUUUGAUGAGAUGACAUGCCAGCAUUGCCCUUACGACCAGCGACCCAAUGAAAACCGAACCGGCUGCCAGGAUAUCCCCAUCAUCAAACUGGAGUGGCACUCGCCUUGGGCUGUCAUCCCCGUCUUUCUUGCCAUGUUGGGGAUCAUCGCCACCAUAUUCGUCAUGGCCACUUUCAUCCGCUACAAUGACACUCCCAUCGUUCGGGCGUCUGGACGGGAACUGAGCUACGUUCUGUUGACGGGCAUCUUUCUCUGCUAUAUCAUCACCUUCCUGAUGAUAGCCAAACCCGAUGUGGCAGUGUGUUCUUUCCGGAGAGUUUUCUUGGGCUUGGGUAUGUGCAUCAGUUACGCAGCCCUCUUGACCAAAACCAAUCGGAUUUACCGCAUAUUUGAACAGGGCAAGAAAUCAGUGACAGCCCCCAGACUCAUAAGCCCAACAUCACAGCUGGCGAUCACUUCCAGUUUAAUAUCAGUUCAGCUUCUCGGCGUUUUCAUUUGGUUUGGUGUUGACCCACCUAACAUUAUCAUAGACUAUGAUGAACAUAAGACGAUGAACCCCGAACAGGCCCGGGGGGUUCUCAAGUGUGACAUUACGGACCUACAGAUCAUCUGCUCCUUGGGAUAUAGCAUCCUUCUUAUGGUCACAUGCACUGUGUAUGCCAUCAAGACUCGGGGUGUCCCAGAGAACUUUAAUGAAGCCAAGCCCAUCGGAUUCACCAUGUACACGACAUGUAUAGUUUGGCUUGCCUUCAUCCCAAUUUUUUUUGGCACUGCUCAAUCAGCAGAAAAGCUCUACAUACAAACCACCACGCUUACAAUCUCCAUGAACCUAAGUGCAUCAGUGGCGCUGGGGAUGCUAUACAUGCCGAAAGUGUACAUCAUCAUUUUCCACCCUGAACUCAAUGUCCAGAAACGGAAGCGAAGUUUCAAGGCAGUGGUCACGGCAGCCACCAUGUCAUCGCGGCUGUCGCACAAGCCCAGUGACAGACCCAACGGUGAGGCCAAGACAGAGCUUUGUGAAAACGUAGACCCAAACAACUGUAUACCACCAGUAAGAAAGAGUGUACAAAAGUCUGUUACUUGGUACACUAUACCACCAACAGUAUAGCUUUUGCCUGCUUUCCAAAAGGGUUUGAUCUCAGCACCCUCAAAAACCAAUUAUCUGCCCUCCUCAUUCUGUAACUUUGGUUGGACUUAAAGAAUGGGAUGAAAAUCCACAUGGCUAGGAUGUCUACUAGUUCAUGGCAUCAAAGGAACACAUACAUCAUUCCCCGGAGUCCUGAAAACUAUGUCAACUUUGACAUUGAAACCUGGCACCACAUCGUCUGGCCAGGGUCUGUGAAACAGAAGAGUGUUUUUAAGUUGGGUCAGUCGGAAAAGUGUUUGUCAAGCACCGCUCCCCUGAGUCAGCCCUAAACUGACUAGGAAUGGGGAAGAGAAGCCGACAGUACCCUCAGGGACCUCAGAUCUAACAGAGGACUCGCAGGUAAGCAAUUUCAAUUCAGGGUGACAGGGGGCUCUUAGGAGAAGUAGCAGGAGGGAGUGUGGAGAGCAUCACCCAGGGGGGUUUGUUUGAGCUGUUCUUAAAAGAUGAAGGCCUCUA